Molecule: messenger RNA, 4950 nt
Organism: Episyrphus balteatus (marmalade hoverfly)
Lineage: Eukaryota; Metazoa; Arthropoda; Insecta; Diptera; Syrphidae
Gene: raptor
Product: regulatory-associated protein of mTOR
Exons: 3
Coding region: 822-4802 (1326 amino acids)
Biological process (GO): positive regulation of protein serine/threonine kinase activity; cellular response to amino acid stimulus; cellular response to starvation
Cellular component (GO): cytoplasm; TORC1 complex
Molecular function (GO): protein-macromolecule adaptor activity; protein binding
Source: RefSeq, a predicted model, not a curated record
UCGGCAAUUUUUAGCCAUGCUUUAAAUCCAGAACACGUGUGUACUCUGUACUCUCUAAAAUUUCAACUCAAACAAACCCAACGAAAAAUUCUGUCACACAACAAUCUAUCCGUCUCUUUCACUCUUCCUCACCACCAACCAAAGAAGAAAAAAUAAAAAAACAAACAAACCUAUUUUUCAUGACAUCUCGUGUCAAAAAGUGAAAAGUCGUUGAAAAAAUGCUGCGUAUUUUUCAUCAAACGUGAUUCCCAAAAAAAAAAAUUUAUCAAAGAAAAUUUAAGUGAAAAGAUUUAUUAUUCAAUUAUCAAUUAAAUAUAAAGUGAAAACAAAUAUAUAAAACAAUCAACAUAACCACAAAGUGUGAAUAAAUUCCACUCAAUUAAUGCAGAAUUAAAAAUUUCCAUUUUUUUUGCGACUGACGAAAAAAAAAAGUGUGGAAGUGAAAAAGAAAAAAAAACUGCGUGCAGGGAGAAGUCCUGACUUUUUUUUUUUUUUUUUUUAAUUUUCUGUGAAAAAGAAAAGUAUAAAAACUGUAUAAAAGAAUUAAAAUAAUCCAACGACCAAGGAUAAAAGCAUACAAACACGCAAAUUCUUUUUGUAAAUUACACAAAAAAAAAGAAAGAAUCCAAUUUCAUCAAACUUUAAGGAUUUGCAAAAAGAAAAGAAUUUGUAGAUAAACUGAAAAAUAAAAACAGUCAUUUAAGAAAAAAAAAACAAUAAAAUGUCCAAGUAAAUAAUGGACAUCUAUCAGAAAUAACUUUAAAACUAAAUCGUGAGUGUUCAAUUAAACAAGAAAAAAACAAAAAAUUUACAACUGAACAAUGCUCGAUCAAAGUCGCUGUUCGGUUGGCAGUCGCAAGACUUCAAUGUCUGACAGUCUCAAUGCAUCCUUAACUCUAGCCAAUGGUUAUUGCGGAACCGUAGUUCCUGACUGCCAGUGUCCAAUAUGUUUCCAAUCGAAACGCCAUCAAGAAAACAUCGAUGGCAUAACAUUCGAAAAGCAACAAUGGCGUAUUCGUGAACGAAUGAAAACAGCCAGUGUUGCUUUAGUUCUCUGCCUCAAUAUUGGUGUCGAUCCACCGGAUGUUGUCAAAAUCCAACCCUGUUCACGUCUCGAAUGUUGGAUCGACCCAUCUUCGGUGUCUGCUCCAAAAGCAAUGGAAUUAAUUGGAGCAAAUUUACAAAAGCAAUACGAGCGUUGGCAACCUCGAGCACGUUACAAAAAAUGUCACGAUCCCACUGUCGAAGAUGUAAAGAAACUCUGCACCAGUUUGCGACGUAACGCCAAAGAAGAGCGUGUCCUCUUUCACUACAAUGGCCAUGGGGUUCCUAAACCAACAGCCAAUGGAGAAAUCUGGGUGUUUAAUAAAACAUUCACACAAUACAUCCCGCUGUCAAUCUUCGAUUUACAAGCUUGGAUGGGGGCACCAUCGAUAUACGUCUAUGAUUGUUCCAACGCUGGCAUCAUUAUAAACUCAUUCAAUCAAUUUGCUGAACAACACGAGAAGGAAAUGGAAAAAGUAAUGCAGACAAUCGGACCAAGUGCCCUGCCAAUGGUCACUUACAAGAAAUGCAUUCAUCUUGCAGCAUGCUCGGCAAACCAAAUUCUACCCAUGAAUUCUCAACUUCCGGCCGAUUUAUUCACAUCCUGCCUCACAACACCAAUAAAAAUCGCUCUCAAAUGGUACUCGAUGCAGGGCAAAUUCGAUCUUGUCCCAAAAAUGCACAGUGAUCUGAUUGACAAGAUCCCUGGACAAGUCAACGAUCGCCGAACAAUGCUGGGUGAAUUGAAUUGGAUCUUCACUGCAAUCACCGACACAAUUGCCUGGAAUACGCUGCCCAGAGAUCUGUUUCAGAAACUCUUCCGACAGGAUUUGCUUGUAGCAAGCUUGUUUAGGAAUUUCCUGCUCGCCGAACGGAUUCUCCGCUCACACGACUGCACGCCUGUUUCUAGCCCUGCGCUGCCACCAUGCUUCCGACAUCCAAUGUGGGAUGCAUGGGAUCUAGUUGUGGAUUUAGCUCUCCAACAACUGCCUGAUAUUUUGGAAAAGGGUGCUCCCUACAAGCAACUUCCAUUCUUCGAGGAGCAACUAACUGCAUUUCAAGUUUGGCUUGAUAGAGAAUCUGAAUCGAGGGUGCCUCCGGAACAGUUGCCAAUUGUUUUGCAAGUUCUUCUCUCGCAGGUUCAUCGUUUGAGGGCCUUGGAUCUGUUGGCUCGAUUUCUAGACCUCGGUCCAUGGGCCGUUAAUCUUGCCCUUGGUGUCGGUAUAUUCCCCUAUGUACUUAAAUUACUACAGAGCUCUGCGAAGGAACUGCGACCAGUAUUGGUGUUCAUAUGGACGAAAAUUCUAGCUGUAGAUUCGUCUUGUCAAGUAGAUUUGGUUAAGGAUCAUAAAUAUUUUCUCUCUGUUCUUCAAGACACCAGUGUCACGAAGGAAAUACGAACUCUAGCUGCAUUUGUGCUCUCUAGCAUUGUUAAGAACUUCCUCCUGGGACAAACUGGUGCACUUCAGGGCUCUCUGGUGUCGAUAUGUUUAGUUCAACUAAACGACGACGAUUGGCUUCUUCGUCAAUGGCUAGCGAUAUGCUUGGGACAGCUAUGGCAAAACUUUGACAAGGCGCGUUGGUCUGGCGUUCGUGAUUUGGCCCACGAAAAACUAUAUCACCUCCUUCAAGAUCCCGUACCCGAAGUUAGAGCUGCAGCCGUGUUUGCCCUCGGAACAUUCAUCAGUUCAGUGACAGAUCGUUCCGAAGAGCAUGCAAAUAACAUUGACAGAAUAAUAGCGAUUACGUUGUUGGAUAAAGUUGCCGAUGAUAUGUCGCCUCUGGUUCGCUUGGAACUAGUUGCCGCUCUCCAGUGGAUGGUUAUUCUCUUUGAAUCGCAAUUUGUCACAGUUUAUCUUCAAGAGCACCUCCCGAACUCAGCUGCUCCCACCAUUAUCUCACAUAGUCCGACUGCUCAUCCGUACCAUCAUUCUACUCAUAGUUUAGAGCGCAACAUAAACAUGAAACGCGGCUAUAGCUCAAGUUGUAUAUCGAAUAUGGCUUGUGCUCCUUCGAGCAUUCCUUUCCAUGCAAUCUUCCUAAAACUCUGGCAAGGAAUUCAUAAUCUUAGUCAAGAUCCUUUUCCCAAAGUUGCCGAAGCUGCGCAAAAGGUUAUUAACUUUGUUAGGGACUCGGCUUUGUCCCUAAUCACUGCGAAGGAAGCAACUACAGAGAAAUGCAUUAGCUUGAGUGUUAGCCUGCCACCAAGUCCCAACACGCGGACGAAUUAUCUGGGAGAAUCGCCGCCCGUAGGUCUGAAUCACUCUGAAGGAAAGGCCAGUGCAGUGGGCAAUAAACUCAGUGUUCUUGCAAGUGGGGUAACUUCAAAACUCCGAGGCUCUAUGUUUCCCGAUUUGGACUAUCUCGACCGAAAGAUCCGAACGACUUCUAUGAAUGACGAAGUUGAUAGUGGUUCAGGUCCAUCGACUGCUCCUGUUACAGAUAAUCAUUUGCCAGCGGGACUACGGAAUAUGAAGCCAAUUGUCACCACAGCUUUCCUUCCCUGGGCUGUUAGCUAUUUCACUCGUCCCGGCAAAAAUCGUUACACAAAUCCAGUCAGCGAAGAGCAACAAACAAUGCCCACGGACAAGAAUUCUCCAGAAUAUCGUGGUCGCGAAUGGCGAUUUAAGAGAAACUCCAGCGUCCGACAAAUAGCCCUCGAUCAAGAGGCUUUUGCGGUAUCUCAAAAAAUUGAUAUUCAAAAUUGGAUGGGAAAGACUCAGUUUACACCUUCUAUUGUGAAGCUAUUGCCAUAUGAGCCGCAAAUUGCAGUGGCGUACAAAGAGAAGGUUUCUGUGUACGAUUGGAGUCGAAAUUCAGUGUGUUCCUACACACCGGUUACGAAUAGUCCAAGUCAGAGUAGUAAAAAAAAUACCAGUGGUGGGAAUGGAUCUCAAACUACAUCGGCGCAGCAAGCUUCAGCUUCUUCGUCGGCUCGAGUGGGAGCCAUUGAGUUUGUCAACGCCCACGAUGUGGCGAUGAUGCUAGUCGGUCACGAUGACGGCAUAGUCAGGGUGUGGCAGGAGCCAUCAUUCGAAUCGAAUCGGGAGUCUAGUCGUUUGGUCACAGCUUGGGACGCUUUGCCCUUGCGUGUGUCCAAAAAAGAAAUGCCCGGAAUCGUGAUGUCAUGGCAGCAGGUCACCCAGCAACUUGUGGUGGCCGGUUCGACGCGAUACCUUCGCAUUUGGGAUGCCGAAAAGGAGCUUAAAGUUUGUGAUAUACCCGUGGGCGCUGAGACGGUAGUAAAAGCGCUCUCCCCAGCCCCACCAGAUCCGACGCGGAUGGAUUUACUGGCUGCUGGUUGUAGUGACGGAAGCGUACGGAUCUUUGAUCGACGUUGUGCACCCAACGAUGCCAGAGUGAGAGUCUAUCGAGAGCAUGCCGGUGCCAUAUUGACAACCUAUUUGAGAGACGAUCAAACUACACUUGUCUCGGGAUGUUCCCAAGGACGGGUGAAUGUCUUUGACAUGCGAGGCAGGAGCACACUGCAUCAAUGGGAGGUUGGCUGUGAUGUUUUAGCAAUAGCCGUCCAUCCUGGUGUGGAUCUGGUAGCCUGCGGCAGUAGUCAGAAGAUUGCAAUCUAUCGACAGUGCGGUCGGACGCAGACGGUGUUAAGAAGUCACGAAAGUGGCUUCAUGGGACCGAGAGUAGGACUGCCAUCGUGUUUGUCCUUCCACUCGCAUAAAGUGAAUUUGGCUGUUGGAUUUACGGACAACACGGUGGCUGUUUAUGGAUCACCGGGUCUUCCAGUUUUAUAAACUAUGCAAACGCUGGAAAUCCGAUGUUGACAAAAAUCCCGAUACAUUGGAUUAUGUUAGAAAAUUUGUUAGUGGACCUGAAAUGCGCGAUGUCGUUCGUCAUAUUCGACAACGAACCCAGCUUGAUGAUAUCACACCGCAAGACGCC